Exserohilum turcica Et28A is the source of this 1254-nucleotide messenger RNA. RefSeq lists its product as uncharacterized. Bases 1 to 1254 code for a protein of 417 amino acids. Gene Ontology annotation, biological process: proteasome-mediated ubiquitin-dependent protein catabolic process. NCBI's taxonomy places the organism in Eukaryota, Fungi, Ascomycota, Dothideomycetes, Pleosporales, Pleosporaceae. Gene Ontology annotation, molecular function: ubiquitin protein ligase activity; protein binding. Gene Ontology annotation, cellular component: GID complex; nucleus; cytoplasm. The transcript is spliced from 3 exons. The record is from RefSeq and is a predicted model, not a curated record.
AUGGACGACCUCCGCGAGCAGGUGGAGCUGCUGGAGAGCAGCGCCAACCUCUCGGCCAGCAUCGACCACGUGCAGAGGGCCAUUGACAUGCUCACGGCAGCUCGUGCCACGAUUGCAGCAGAGCCCAAGACGGCGCCCUUGACCCUCGCGCGCCUGCAGGACCCCUUCAAGCAGUCGCUGGACACGGUGCAGAAGGACCUCAGGCCCAUCUACUCGGGCCUGAACAAGUACGGCAAGGCGCUGGACAAGAAAUUCAAGGACAAGCCGCUGCCCUCGGCCGAAAAUGACGCCCUCUCGUCCCACCCCUCGCUCAUCAACCGCGCCAUUGCCAUGCAUCUGCUCCGCGAAGGCCAGUUCGACGUCGCCUCCACCUUCAUACAAGAGGCCACCCGCCACCCGCCGCACCCCGAGCCCACGCCCAACACGCCCAACCCCUACCUACGCGAAUCGUGGGAGAAGGACCUAGCAGAGGGCACCUUCAACUCGGAGGAGCUGCAGCAGAAGUUUGCCCAAAUGUACCACAUCCUGCACGAGCUGCGCAUCCAGAGGAACCUCCAGCCCGCGAUACAGUGGGCGCGCCAGCGCAGCGCCGAACUCGAGGGCCGCGGCAGCAAUCUCGAAUUCGAACUGUGCCGGCUGCAGUUUGUCUGUCUCUUCGACUCCCACAGCCAGGAUAGCGAUGCCAUGGACACGGAAACCCCCAAUGGGCCCCUCAACGCCUGGGCCUAUGCGCGCCGCGAAUUCGCGCCCUUCCAAAAGCGCUACCAGCGAGAGAUUCAGCAGUUGCUAGGCGCAAUGGCCUUCUGGCAGAACGUCCAAGACUCGCCCUACCGCCGCCUCUUCUACAACGACUCGGCGUGGGAAGAAGUAGCCCACUCGUUCAACAGAGAGUUUUGUUCGCUGCUGGGUCUCAGUGCCGACUCGCCCCUUUUUAUAGCUGCCACGGCCGGCGCAAUAGCGCUCCCCUACCUGCUGAAAAUGCAGAGCAUCAUGAAAGAGAAGCGCACCGAAUGGACCACGCAGGACGAACUUCCCGUCGAAAUCCCCCUGCCAAGCCAGUACCACUUCCACAGCAUCUUUGUCUGCCCAGUGUCCAAGGAACAGUCCACCGAUACCAAUCCGCCCAUGAUGAUGCCCUGCGGUCACGUCAUUGCACAGGAGUCCCUCGAUAAGCUUAGCAAGGGCUCCAGAUUCAAGUGUCCUUAUUGUCCCAAUGAGAGUCAUCCCAGGGAAGCUAUGAAAGUCGUACUUUAA